CUCAGGUGAAGCCUUCCCCCGCUGGGCUGUGAGAGCGCGCACCAGGCAGCCGCUCCUGCAGUUGCCUCUGCCUCAGUUUCCACACCCGUGAUGGAAGUGUGGACUCCUGCUCUCUGAGUGCCUGACGUGGCGUCUGGAGAGUCCUGCUCAAGUAGAAGCGCUGGAGGGAAGGCGUAGCUUGAAGUCAAUGGCCCAAAAUGACUCUGCUAGUGGAGAUUCGCUUCCGCAUCCGUAAGGAGAAAGACCAGGUCAGAGGCUGGGAUGAGCAUGCCACUGCACCAGAUCUCUGCCAUCCCUUCUCAGGACACCGCUUCCGCUAGAGGCUACAGAAGCAAGACCAAAGACAAGGAGCAGGAGCAGAAUGAGAAGACUUUGGGACAUUCCAUGAGUCAUCCAAGUAACAUUUCUAAGGCUGGGAGUAGUCCUCCAUCCACGACGGCUCCAGUGUCUUCCUUCUCUCGCACUUCUGUCACACCAUCCAACCAGGACAUCUGCAGUUCCAGUGCACUGUGUUCUGAGUGUUGUCACUACAGUCCCAUGCAGUCUGCUGUUGUCUUGAAAGCUCCUCCAUGCCAGAGUUCUCUGACGCCAGGGCUCACUGUGACAGUUAUCUGUAAAGACACAUUACAGGCAUCAAAGAGAAAUCCCUUUGGUUCAGACUGGGACCAAGCCUUGAGGCCUGCUAAGAAUACUAAGGCCAGAAGAGCACUCAGAUUCUCCAAGUCCCUAAGUGAUGUGGGUGAGAAAACCCAGGAUGCUUUGGAAAGUUUUGACUACAUGGAAAGAACUUGUUCUGAAGGGAAACUGGUGCUUCCUCAAGGUCCAUCCCUCAAAAAGAACAAGCUCCAUCAUAAAGAAAAAGGAGCAGAACACUGCCCACCCCAUGACCGUUCCAAACACUCGCAGGCCUUAUCCCUUUCUACCAACCAUUCGGCUGCCUCGAAAAGGGAAGUUGGUAAAGGAAACAUACGCAUCCCACUUUUGGAGGAGAAAGCCGAUGGUGAGGCCAGGUUGAGAAGCCAGCGUCUGCUUCGGUACCUGUUCUCACUCUCCCGUGGCUCAAGUGCCAGCAGCCUGCAUAGGUUCCAUGAGCUGGAGAGCCAUGCCAGCCAUCUGCGUACUGCCAAGUCCUCCAGCUGGCUGGCAGGGAGCACGGACUUCUGUUCUGAUGAAAUGGGAGAUGACGACGUCUUUGAGGAUACAUCAUCUGCCAAACUGAAGAGCAGGGUCCUGCGUGCACCCCUCUGCUCAGUAGAGAAGGACAGUGACCUGGAUUGUCCUUCUCCGCUCUCUGAAAAAUGCACCCCCAUCUCUCCUGUGUCCACCUCAGGGGAUGCCUGCAGGAUCUGCCACUGUGAAGGAGAUGACGAAAGCCCUCUGAUCACCCCCUGUCACUGCACAGGAAGCCUUCAUUUUGUGCAUCAGGCUUGCCUGCAGCAGUGGAUCAAGAGUUCUGACACACGCUGCUGUGAGCUCUGCAAGUACGAGUUCAUCAUGGAGACCAAGCUGAAACCUUUGAGGAAAUGGGAAAAGUUGCAGAUGACUGCUAGUGAACGCAGGAAGAUCAUGUGCUCAGUGACAUUCCACGUCAUUGCUAUCACCUGUGUGGUCUGGUCUUUGUAUGUGCUCAUUGACCGCACCGCAGAGGAAAUCAAGCAGGGUCAGGUGACAGGAAUCCUGGAGUGGCCUUUCUGGACUAAACUGGUAGUUGUGGCCAUUGGCUUCACUGGAGGACUUCUUUUUAUGUAUGUUCAGUGCAAGGUGUACCUACAAUUAUGGAAAAGACUCAAGGCUUAUAAUAGAGUGAUCUAUGUUCAGAACUGUCCAGAAACAAGUAAAAAGAAUAUUUUUGAAAAGUCUGCACUAACAGAGCCCACCCUUGAAAAUAAAGACGGACAUGGAAUGUGUCAUUCCACCACAAAUUCCUCUUGCACAGAGCCUGAAGACACUGGAGCAGAAAUUAUUAACGUCUGACAGUGUGGAGGGCAUCAUUUCCCUGAUGACCACAAGAGCUGACGGGAUUUGUUUACUGCCAACUGUGUUCCUUCCUUCUGUCAUUUAAUAGCAUAGACUGGGCAGGUAACUAUUGAUAGUGGCCUCUCUUUUUCUCAACUCCUUGGUGUGAAUAUCCUAGAAUUCCUGUGGGACACGUGCCACUUGGGUCCCUGUCUGCCAGGUCCCUCUGUGAACUGGGAAGGUGGGAGACCCCAAGUAACCGUGUUGAGGAGCUGACUGAGCCCCAGCCCCUGGUCUUGAGCAGAAUAAGGAAGUAAAAAGCUAAACCAGGGGAAAGAACAGUGUGGGGGAGACCAGUGGGAAGAAAAUCCCCAGGGGACAGAGCUGCAUAGCUGGGGAGGGCUGUGCUUGUGAGAAGGUUCCCUUCUCACUGACAAGAACUGGAGGCGGGAAGGGAGCAGUACCUACACACACAGACCCCUGCCUUGCUCAGCUGGUGUUGCCAUACUGCUCUGGGACUAAUACAACCUUGGGGCCCUGUGUCUGCUGGGAUGUGACUCACUGAGAAAACAGCACUUUAUAAAAGUUUUUAUUUUGGAAUUCUUGUGUCUAGUGGGUGUGAUGCUUAAAAAAGUAUCACAUUUAGACAUGUUCUCUUUAUUGCCCUGUUAUUCUUUGUAUCAGAAUUGAUUUGAAACCAUUUCUGCCUUACAUAUUCUGAAUAGUAGGGUUUUCUUCCCAUACCCAGAAAAGACUCAUGACUUAAAGCAAGACAGACAGGUCUGAGACAUUUUUCCUUAACAGAGUCCCUGGAAGUCUGUGGAUGCUAGGUACAUGCUCUGUGUUUUGAGCCUGUUUUUCUGAUAAAUCCUAGCUCCUAAACCACCCAUACAUUUCUGUUUUGUCAACAUUGAAAUGGAAGGGUUUUGAGAUCUAAUGGAUCUAAAUUAGGCUGAGUGUUUAGAAAAUGCUCAUUUGACUGACAGAAGUCUCCUGAUGGAAUGGACACACACACCCUUGUGAUUCACCUCUGCUGCCCACUGUGUUGACAAAGUUCUGUAGAGUCACUGCUGAGGGUGGGACAGGCCAGCUCUGGGAUGAGACCUUGGUAUGAAUAGUCAACUGCCAUGGCCACUGUGUCACUGAGCUGGCCCGCACCCACUCAUCGCCUUGACCAGACCUGACAGCUCCACAUGUGAUCCAUUCCAUCACUGGGGUUACCUCCUGCACCAUUUUUCACAAAACAGACAAAGUCAAAUCACCACCAUUAAAUGGCCUCUGUCCCUUUAAAAAGUGUUCUGAACAUUUUUUUCUUGAAGGCCAUUGUCACAGUGCCAGGCAAUAGUCAACUCACAAUGUGACAUAGGAGAGAAGUGUACUCUCCUAAGAGCUGCUGUUGGUUACAGGGUCUUCAGAGCCUCCUGAGGUGGAAGGUGCAAUGCCUGGGGUCCUGAGCUUUGCUGCUUUAUCUGUCUUCUUCAGAGACUGAGGAAACCGAAGAUGACUCUUUUGUGGUUCCCAGUAGAAGCCCUGUGCUUGGUUCACAGGGCAGGUGGAGGCUGGAAGGCUGUGGAAGCAGGUUGUCCUGUUAUUCCCUGGUCUACUCUCUGGGGUCAUGAGUUCAGUUGUGGAACUGUUUUGCCAGAGGUUUCAGCCAUUAUCCAAUCAGCCCACCCCUUAGGUUAGUCUUCUCUCUCCCAGACCACAUAAGCCUCCCUGUGCUCACUAUGCCCCAAAGUGCAAUUCCUGACACACCUUCUCUGUCUGGGGUGCCAGAUAGCUGUAGACGGCCCGUUAGGGAGCCCUAGCUGUACCGCGCAGCAGCUACUACAGGUGAGUCCCUGGUCCCACAUCUGUCCCUGAUGUGAAGCUCCUACAGUGGGUGAGCAGUCACGUGAGGCGGAGAUUGUUUGAAGCAUGAAGUCCCAACUAGCCACUGAGGCCUCUGUAGAGAGGAGAGUACCUCAUUGGGGGUAGUCCCUGCACAGCUGUCCCAGGGCCUUGUACCCCACAUAGAUAAGGUGACUUUAGAACCAUGGCUUUUAUGUUGUUCUCUUCAUUUCAGGAAUGCCUAACUCCAUAUCUUCUCUAGCUACUCUGAUGAAAUCUGUCCUUCAUCUUCUUUCCCGUCCAGCUAUCCCCUGCUCAUUUUUCCUGCAGGUUCUCUGAUCUAGCAAACACCUGUACCUGUUGGUGACUCAGUGCAGGAGCCAGCGAGGCAUGCGCUAUGAAGCACGAUGGCAGGGCUCUGGGUCUGCCUGGGCUCUCCUAGUCCUUGUCUGCUUGCCCUCUGAGUAGUUGUGCAGGGUUAUCUGUCUAUCCCAUUUCUCCUCAGUUUGAGCCUGAAUAUGGUGGGCAGAUGGCAUGUGGCUGAACCAAACAGAUCUAGGAUGAGAAUUCAGGGCCAGGAGGCCUUAAGCUUGUGGGUCAGAUAAGAAGGAAGUAGUCUCAGGGUAUCACUGUCCAGCCCUCUCUCUAAUCUGGCCUUUACCCCAUGUGUCAUGGGCCCAUUGGCACACUGUUGACAUUAACUGCCACAAGUAAGUAGGCGGUUGUACCCAAGUUUAUGCAAGAAUUCCCUGGAAAUGUUGUAAAGUUCUCUUCUUACUCUGGGUUUCUUUGUUUUUACUUUCUGGCUUUAGCACACUCUUUAGUCAUGUGACCUAGUUUCCAAACCUGUGGGUGUCUCCACCUGGACUCAGAUGCAGACCUCAAGCAGUGGGGCAGGAGACAGUUCAAGGCCUUGGGUGGUGUCUAAAUGACAGGAGGCUGAAGGCUGGAUGGGCAGGGUGAAGAGCUAUAAUCUUGUGGGUGUGGUUAGAUACACAUGCAUGUUUGAAAUACCACCCCAUCAAAUCUGAUUUGAAAUAAUGCAGCUUAUAUCUGUAGCCCCCCAAAAGCCCAAAGCAUAGGAAGAUGAGACAUUUGUCUUUGUGUUGGAAGUGAUUGAUGAAGGUGUGUAACUGGUGCACAUUUAGAUGUAAUGUUUAAAGUUGAUUGUUAAUAAAAACCAAAUUUACACUGGUGUGUGUAGUGUAGUUUCUAAAAAGCACUUCACAUUUUAAAUUUUUCUUAGAAAAUUUCUAGUAAUCUAAAUGUCUAAUUUUUUAAUCUUUUUGUGUAUGUUCACUGUUUCUCAGUAUUACUGCUUAAAUAAUUCUCUGUGUAGGGGAUUUGUUUGUGCUAUACACGGGGUGUCUAAAGGCAGCAAUAAAGCUUUUCUUUACAAAGGAA
This is a messenger RNA of Myodes glareolus (Bank vole), 5190 nucleotides long. It is a transcript of the gene Marchf8, whose product is annotated as membrane associated ring-CH-type finger 8. Lineage: Eukaryota; Metazoa; Chordata; Mammalia; Rodentia; Cricetidae. Gene Ontology annotation, molecular function: zinc ion binding. The record is from RefSeq and is a predicted model, not a curated record.